Molecule: messenger RNA, 711 nt
Organism: Rotaria sp. Silwood2
Lineage: Eukaryota; Metazoa; Rotifera; Eurotatoria; Philodinida; Philodinidae
Source: the annotation of a GenBank genome assembly
AUGUCAUCAACUUCAACUUUAUUUAAUGAAUUUCGAUGGUUUGUUGAAAAUAUGUCUACAUCAAUAACAGAACUCGAUCAAUUAAUAGAAAAAGCAAAAUAUAUUGAUGUUGUACAAGUGAAAAACGUCGAUAAUGAUCUUACAUAUCGACAAUUAUCAUGUGUAAUUAUACGAUCUCUUAUCGAAUGUCAUCCUAAAAAAAGAUACACAUCACUUGCAUUUCGAAAUAUUCUUGAAAUAUUAACUAUUUCUCCUGAUGGUGUUGUCUCAUCAAGUCAACGUGCAAAAAUGAUGUGUUUGCUUGCUAUGAUUAAAUCGGAUUUUGACGAAGAUGCGUUGCUGUCUGCCAUCAUUCGUACUAAUAGCACUGUACUUAUCGAUAUUGAAUCAGCACCAACUACAUUGCUUACUUGGAAGAAAUUCGUUGAAUCUGUAAUAUGUCAUAAUGAAUGUGAUUUAUGGCAUAUUUUGCUAAAUAAAGUUCCCAUAAAAUUUAUAAUUUGGUCCCAAUCUCAUUCUGAUCGCGAUAAAGAUUCAUUUGGUCCUGAUUCGGUCCCAGUAAAAUUUUAUUGAGAUUAUGAAGCAAUUGAUGAAUUAAAUCGAUAUGAACUAGCUGAAAUUGAUGAUGAUCAAGAGUUACAAUUAAAUAAAUAUCGGUGUGCUCAACGUCAACGUGAAAAAGCAUCGUCAACUUGGUCAAUAAUUAAAUGA